ACACAUACACAUACACGCACUGACACCUUCGAGCUGUCAAUGUACGGUGCUUUGUUCGCUGGUAGGCAAGAAUCGCCCUUUCAUUAUCGCUUCACCGUAGAAGUCAGUCGUAAUGGCGACCGUAUCAGCAGGAAAAAAGGGUAAAAAGGUGAAAAAAAACAACAAGCUGUCCCUGGGUGAGUUUCUUACCGAUGGGAACACGGCGGUACCGAACCAGGUGCAGGUGGCGGUGCCAGUGAAGCUCGACUGGGGCGAUGACUCGUACGACGACGAUGACUUACGGGCGGUGCGCACGCAGGUGAUCGCGCUGCCGACGGCGCCGCGCGCCAGCCGCAUCCUGAACGACGACUCGAUACCCACCAGCCCGCCGUUCUCGGUCUACGUCUCCAACCUGCCGUACGACAUCAACGAGAACGAUCUGUACGACAUCUUCGAGAACGUGGAGAUCGUGUCGAUGACGUUGCCGCGCGACGACAGCGAAACCUGGCGGCUGCGCGGCUUCGGCUACAUCGAGUUCGCGACGCGCAACGACCUGAUGGAGGUGCUGGCGAUGCCGGAACCGAUGGCGCGCAACCGGCGCAUCCGCAUCGGCCUGUACAACGAGAGCGACAACAAGCGGCGAAACAAUCGGUACGACAACUUCACGUCCGGCGACAGCGACCGCCCGUCGUCCGGCGGGAACUGGCGCGACCGGCCCGACUCGGGAGCAUCGCGCCCGAUGGGCGACCGGGACGGCGGGGGCAUGCGCCGCCCGUACAGCAGCGGCGGGGGCGGCGGUGGCUACGGGCGCGACCGGGACCGGGACGAUCGGGAGCGGCCGGCCGGCGAUGGCGGCGGCAACUGGCGGCUGGGCGAGCGGCCGGCCCCCCAGUCCCCGCGGGCCCCCCGCAGCUACGAUCGUGACCGCGAGGGCGGUGGUCGGGACGGCGGCGACCGUGGCAACGUGUUUCGCCGGGGGCCGGACAGUGGUCGCGGCCCGAUCGGUGGUGGCGGCGGUAUCAUGAGACGCGAUCCGGAAGUGCCGAUGGAGCGGCCGAAGCUGGUGCUGCAGCCGCGCACCCUACCCCUGCCGGAGCUGCCGAAGCCGGCGGUCGAGUCGGACGACGAGUCGGAGCGGGGCGGGCGCGGGGGCGACGAGCAGCCGGCGGAGGCGGCGGAACCGCCGAAGCCGCGCCCGACCGCCGUCCCGGCGGCGAAGGUGUUCGGCGACGCGAAACCGGUCGACACGGCGGCCCGCGAGCGCGAGAUCGAGGAGCGGUUACGGCAGCAGGAGGAGGAGCUGCGCCGCAAGCGGGAGGCCGAGGCGGCCGAGGAGCGCAGCAAGCGCGACGCCGAAAAGGAGAACCUCCCGGAGGGGGGCGGCGAGCAGCAGCCGGCCGAAAGCGAUGGCAAGGGUGCGGCGGCGGUGGAGGGCGAGAAGCCGGCGGUCCGGGGUACCAGCGCUACCCGCGACCAGCAGCAGCCGAUUGCCAACUGGCGGGUGCGCAGUGCCGCCAGCGAGGAGGAGAAAGACGAUCGCCGAACGGACAAUCGAGAUCAUCGGGAUAACCGUGGCAUGAAUCGCCCAUCUUACAACGGAACUGGCCACAAUCGCGACAACGAGCGUGGUGGACGUGACCGAGCCCAGCCGCCCCGCGACGCGUACCGCAACGGCGACGGCAAGGAGCGGCGCGACGCACCGAAACCGGCCGAAAAGGAGAGGGAAGGCGUACCGAAACCACUGGAGGAGCGAAUGCCCAAGUUCCAAGAGCCUACUGGACCGAAUCUUCAGAUGAAGAACACUUUCGAAGGAUUGUCAGCGGAUGAAAUUGAUGACUGAAAAAAUACCAAAACCACCACAAGCUCCAUCACCAGUUGACCUCCCGAAAGGUGAAAAAAAAUAGAAAACAGUUUACAGAAGAAGAAGAAGAAGAAGAGGAAGCAGCAGGUAGAAGAAAAAGACGAAAAGGGAAGAAAAAAGAAAGAAGAAAAGGGCUAUUAGUGAAAGGGAAAGGGAAGACAGCCAGAGGACAGCAUAAGACACACUCCCACACACUCACACACAUACAUAUACACACACACACACACGCGUAUAUAUAGAUAUGAACAUUCAGCCCGGUCGGCCAGGGGGAGAGUUUUUUAGGGGCUGUGAAUUGCCACGCGCGCACUCGCUGACCCCCCCUACCACCCUCUACCGCCGCUCUACUUUGCUCUGGGCUGGGCUCUAGCAUAUUGCUCUAAUUUUUUUUUUUGUUUUUUUAUAGUUUGAUAUUUUCGGCAUCGUGUGUUUAAAAGUAAAUCGUGCAGCGAAGAGAGAGAGAGAGAGCAGAAUAUUGAGCAGAAGCAGCAGCAGUAGCAUUUUUGGUUUCUUUGUUUAUGUUUUGUUUUUCGCCUAUAUUCAUUUAUUACGACACGGAAAACGAAACAAAGGAAGGGAAAGGAAACACGGACAGACACACACACACAGGCGUAAGGUGUGUGUGUGUCGUGUAACGAGAGAAGAGAAAACAGGAAUGAAACAACACUUUAACUUAGAAAAAAAAUACACACACCCUUAGACACUUUAACACACACACAUAUAUAUAAACACUGUCGUGCGUGCAUAAGAUUUAAUGAUCAUUCUGCUUUAUAAGAAAAAAAAAAGAAACAAACAAACAAUUCUAAUAAAUGUCUAAGACAAGACUCUUUCUCGGCAAAACUCCUCCCACGGCUGCUCCACCACCAACCCACACACACACACACACACAUACACACACGAAGAGGGCAAAGACUGAUGUGCGUGCGAGUGGCUGAUUGUGUGUGUGUGUGUGCGUGCGUUUGUAUGUACAUUGGCCGAGGAUCGCAAGCAUUGCAGGAAAAGCCCAGAGGCCCGCGAAUGAAUUCAGGCCAAUAAUUGUGGAGCCACUAUUAAGCAAAAAAUAAGAGAUAAAGAGGGAGCAAGAGACAGAGAGAGAGAGAGAGAUAGAGGUGAGACAAGAUUAGCUAAACAAAAAAGAGGAAACAAACAGAAUAGAGACACACAAGCAGUGAAUACCACGAAAUAAAGGGUGCGCCUUAAAACGCUUUAGAGUAGGACAAUUUAAGUACCCAAAACCGCUCAAACCCCGCUGUCUCUCUCUCUCUCUCUCUCUCUCUCUCUCUCUCUCUCUCUCUCUCUUUUUUUUUUUCUCUCCCCCCGCCCUCUCUCAAAAGUGGGAAAGAUCGAGAGCGCGGUAAAAUCAUGCGAAAAAAUCGUUUUGACGCAAACAAAACGUUUAUUUUACUUGAGUUGUUUGCUCUCUCUCUCUCUUUCUCUUUGGGCGCCACAACCCCGUUGCCGGUUGGCAGUGACACUUUAAUUAAUUACCCAUCCAGCAGAGGAUGAUGCCCAUUCGUUCUGUAUAUGAGGAGGAGUCGGUUGCACACACACACACACACACACACGGGGCUUGAACCCAUGACGGGCAUGUUGUAAAGGCGUGUGCGAGUUGACGAUUGUGCCGGAUAGUUUUUUUUUAAAUUAUUAUUUAAAAUACAAAUGCUCCUUAGCACGCACGCACACAAUCACAGAACUCUUUAGUAGGUCAGCUUUUUUCAGCAAAAAAAGCAAGAAAGUCUGUUUCAAGGGGGGGGGGGGGGUUGAGGGAGUGAUUGCGCAGGGAAAUCCACCUCCCCCCCCCCUUUCUACAAAAAAUAAGAUACGAAUGGUGCGUGUGUCUGUGUUUAACACUUUGAAGUUAUUUAUUAAAGGGCUUUUUUCUCUUUUUGCUGGGCGUGUUUCGUUUCCUCUCUCUCUCUAUCUUGCCCUCCCUCGUUCCCCAUCUGCUCUGUUGACUAGGUAAAAGUUUCCCCUUUCCUCCCCCUCAUUCCCCCAAGGCAUCAAUCGUCGAAUAUUCUAGUGGUGCAGUAGGAUAAAUGCGUGUAUGGAAAUUAUUUCAAAAUAUGUAACCUUUGCUUAAUGUAAUCAACACCACCCCCCAUCCCCUCCCAGUCUCUUUUUCGAAAUAAAAAAAAGUAAAAUGCGCACGACGCACAUACACCCACACACACACGCACACGCUGUGCUAGCCACAGGAGAGGUGCUGGUGGGUGGUGGUGUGCGGUGAAUCGGA
Molecule: messenger RNA, 4070 nt
Organism: Anopheles merus
Lineage: Eukaryota; Metazoa; Arthropoda; Insecta; Diptera; Culicidae
Product: eukaryotic translation initiation factor 4B-like
Exons: 5
Coding region: 113-1819 (568 amino acids)
Molecular function (GO): RNA binding
Source: RefSeq, a predicted model, not a curated record